AUGAUCGCCGUCCCUGGCCCGGUCUCGCCAUCGUUGAGUCCUCGCGACGCCCGAGAGCGGCUCCUGUCCGCCCAUACCGCCACGCCGGCGGACGACAUGGGCAACAAUUUCCGUUUGCUGGACCGGCGGGGCGCCUUUGGGCAAAGUCGGGGACACUGGCUGCUGCACAACAUCAUGUCCCGGAUCCGCGGCGUCGAAGGCAACCCCAAGGACACCUUCCAAGAGGUGAGCACGCUGCUUCUGGAGGACAUGUAUCACACCUUUCUGGACGCCAAGAUCUCCAAGCAGCUGGGUUGCUUCCUGGUGCUCUACGUUUUUCUCUUUUGGUUUUACGCCUUUGUCUACUUGGUCAUCAGCAAGCCCUGCAACUUGCAGCUGGAGGGUCACCUGGUGAAAGCGACGUAUCUACUCUCCUUGGAGACCAUGAUGACUAUCGGCUACGGAGUGCCUGACCCCUACAUGAACGGAUGUUGGCAAGGGCCUUUUGUGCUGACUACACAAGUGUUGGUGAACUUAAUCCUGAGCGCCGUCCUCAUUGGUGUGAUCUUUCAGGGCAUCGCCAGACCUCAGUCCCGGGCCUGCACAAUUUUGUGCAGCGAGAAGGCCAUCAUCCGACGAUGCAUCGACGGUGCGUACUACUUCAUGUUCCGCGUUUGCGACCUGCGCUCUCAGCAUGCCCUGGUGGAGCCGCAUAUCCGCUGCUACUGCGUGGAGAAGAAUGACAUUCGAGGCUUCGAGACCACGCAGAUGCGGCUGCUGCAGCCGGACGAUGAGCUGGGUGCCACGCUGCUGCUUUCAAUGCCGAGCAUCGUGGUGCACCGCAUCGACGCCUGGAGCCCCUUGGCACCUCACCGCCCGGACUACCACCACCAGAUUGGCAUGGGCGCCUUCCCCCCGCAGACCCGCACCCAGCCCGACGUCCUCAGGGAGAGGUCUGAGACCUUUGGCUGCCUCUCCCUGAACCUUGGGCACGUGCGCAACAGCUCCCCUGCCUUUGACCGCCAGGUCAGCGACUCGGCUUGCAGCAAGCCCUUCUUCCGCUCCAAUAGCAUCAGUGGUUUCAUGACGAGCGCCACCAAGCCCAGAGAGCGCGGGGAAGGCUACGAGGAGAACCUGCGCAUCCGUCGGUGGCCAUGGCCCAGGCAGCGCCAGGCCAGCGCGGAGACGGGCCAGGGCGACUCCUGUGCUUGCCCGACAUGCGGGCAAUCCUUUGGCACCGCGGAGAUGCUCAAGUCGCAUUGCCGCUACACUGCCGCCUCCGACAAAGCCUCCGGCCUCCCGCCAGAGGCGUGCCACAAGGAACUCACUGUGGCAGACCUGGAGCGGUUAGUCCACCGAGAUCCGACCAAAGCCGAGCUGAAUGCAUAUUUGGCCAAGAGCUUCAAGGAGGUGGUGGUGCUGGUUGAGGGCAUCGAGCCCACCACUUCUGCAACGCUGCAGUCGCGCCACUCCUACCUGGUUUGCCCAGAUGGUGCCCCCGACUCCGACACAGCAUGGGACAUGGAUUUUGUGGACUGCAUCAUGGUGCCCGACAGCGAAGACAAGGAGCCGGAACAAAAAGGGGCACGGGGCGCUUAUCGUGUGCAGCCUGCUUUGUGA
Effrenium voratum is the source of this 1599-nucleotide messenger RNA. The record is from the annotation of a GenBank genome assembly. Lineage: Eukaryota; Dinophyceae; Suessiales; Symbiodiniaceae.